This is a messenger RNA of Ogataea angusta, 489 nucleotides long. RefSeq lists its product as uncharacterized. The record is from RefSeq and is a predicted model, not a curated record. The transcript has a single exon. The coding region runs from base 1 to 489 and encodes 162 amino acids. Gene Ontology annotation, biological process: protein lipoylation; glycine decarboxylation via glycine cleavage system. Lineage: Eukaryota; Fungi; Ascomycota; Pichiomycetes; Pichiales; Pichiaceae. Gene Ontology annotation, cellular component: cytoplasm; mitochondrion; glycine cleavage complex.
AUGAUCUCUACACUGUCUCGCCAGCUGCUCAGAUCCACCCCAAGAUUGUUUCUGAGACACCAAUCGAACGUGCUGAACCCUAAGUCGGUCGUUUCCACGCACUCUGCGGGCCCUGUGGUGCUGAAAUUCACCGAUCAGCACGAGUGGUUAUCGCACCACCCAGACGGCACCACUUUCGUGGGCAUCACCAAGUACGCCUCUGACGCAUUGGGCGACACCACAUACAUUGAGCUACCACACGAUUCCGUGGGGGAAACCGUUUCCAAAGGCGAUGUGAUCGGCUCCGUGGAAAGUGUCAAGUCUGCCUCUGAAGUCUACUCUCCCGUGGACGGCGAGAUUGUGGAGGUGAACACUGCGCUCGAGGAAAGCCCGGAGCUGGUCAACAAGGACCCGAUGGGAGACGGCUGGAUUGUCAAGAUGAAGGUCAGCGAGCUGGACGGCGACCUGCUUUCUGAGGAGGACUACGUCAAGUUAUUGCAAGAGGAGUAG